Caenorhabditis remanei is the source of this 306-nucleotide messenger RNA. RefSeq lists its product as uncharacterized. Bases 1 to 306 code for a protein of 101 amino acids. NCBI's taxonomy places the organism in Eukaryota, Metazoa, Nematoda, Chromadorea, Rhabditida, Rhabditidae. The transcript is spliced from 2 exons. The record is from RefSeq and is a predicted model, not a curated record.
AUGCGUCUCUUUCUUCUCGUCUUCUGUCUCUUCUCCCUGGCUCACGCCAAUUUCUUUGAUGAUCUACUUCAGUCGUAUGAUGAGCAAGGGGAGGCUCUCUGCGUUCAAGUCAACAUGGAAAGAUACCCGCCACCACCACGUAAAUGGUAUGAAGAGAUUUAUCUAGGCUUCAGCGACGGCUUCUACGACUGUGAGACACGUGACAGUAACACGGCGUACACCAAAUUGGAUCCGGCGAACUUGUCGUUGUAUGGGAUUAAUGGGUCGAUUGGGGUGUUCUUUAGGAAGUUGUUUAAUUUGAGAUGA